Molecule: messenger RNA, 4504 nt
Organism: Scaptodrosophila lebanonensis
Lineage: Eukaryota; Metazoa; Arthropoda; Insecta; Diptera; Drosophilidae
Product: inner centromere protein A
Exons: 3
Coding region: 55-4404 (1449 amino acids)
Source: RefSeq, a predicted model, not a curated record
AUUUUGAUAUAGAUAUGUUUAUUUUGUAACGAAACAAAACUUUGCUGGCUAGUCAUGAUCUUUCUGCAAUUGUGGUGGACGCUGAUGGUUUUGAGUGGAGGCAGUUCGCUGCCCACGCAAGAGGACGAUGGCGAGCAGCUACGCAGCUUUCAGCGAGCUGUUGAGGAUGCGCGGUUGGAGCUCCACGGUAUUAAGCCCACAUAUGGCCAGAUGAAUCGGGAAAGUGAUCAACUAUUUCGGCACAGACGUAACACCAUUGACGACAUGCUGGCAAGUUUUGCUCAGCCGAAUGAAGGUGGAACAGAGGAUGAGAACAAAUCGUUGCAAAACGCUGCCGAUGCUUGGUUUAAAAAUUUUCAGGCGGCUGCUGCAGACUCGGGCGUGAGUGCAAACGACAAGUCGGAGCGUGCAUGUAAAAAGAAUAAAAAUACGAUGAGUGACUACUCCAGGGCGAUGGAGAAUACAGAGCUGGCUAAGGUGAAGCAAAAGUACAAGGACCAGCCAGUGGACACAAUGGUAAUGCGAAUGCCCACGGAUCGCAAAGGCGGCUAUGAUGGCAACGCCUCCCCUUUGGACAUAAAGCUAAAUCGUAUACAGCAAGUACUACAUGCGGACGAUUACAAGCCGCGUAAGUUUGACAAAGGAACUAACACGGAGCUAAGCGAAAAGAAAUCGAAUGCGCCUACAUUCGAAGAUGGCGUUGUGCCGGAUGGCGUAUACGAGCAAACAAUGGCUCGACUUAACUAUCCCCACAUGCCACAAAAGAAUUUUGAACCAAUCAAGAACAAUUUAUCGCACGAGGCCAACUACAAGUUGUCCAAAAUGGAGCAGGAAGCUUCGGAGCAGCAAAGCACAAAGAUGGCCCGCUUUCCCUCAAGCAACUUGGACAAACGGAGUACAGGCUUUAACCCUAUGAACGAAAUUAAGUUGAAGACCAGUCAUCGCCUAAUGCGGAAAGGCUUGGGUCCAUCGCUGCCUAGUAAUGGGCUGAUAGAUAACCGACGUCUGCAAUAUGUCGAUGAUAUGAUUAAGAGGCGGGAACGGAACAUGGCACUCGAACAAGAACAGCAUGAGAGACAGCAGCAAGGAGAAUUUGAAGAUACAGGUAUGGAUCAAAUGUUGCCACAAUACGAUAGCUUGGGUAACAUGCAGACUAUAGACACUAUGCCAGACAAUUCUAUGGAUUCUUCGCAGAACCCUGAUUUUGAGAUACAACAAGGCUAUGACUUUCUGAUGCCAAAUUACGAACAGUUCAAGACCCCGACAAAUCAACAGCUUCCCGACUACGCUCGUAUUAAGCGUAUUGCUGCCGACUUCGAGCGUUUUAAGCGAGAGCCGAACACCAGAGCCGACCUAAAAUUGGAGGAAGGUAAAGAAGCUGCGCCAGCUUCCGGGCUCGAAGAACACGGCAAAAUAGCUCCGGAAAUAAAGGGGGAAAUCGAGAGAAACGUCAAAUCAGAAACUGACGACAUCAAAUUGGAAAAUCCGGCCAAGUUGGAGUUGCCCAUUAAGCUGGAAGGUAACAUCAAGAUAGAAAAUGUGGAACACGAUUCAGCAAUAGCCAAUAGUAACUCUGCGGUGAAGUUGGAGUCGGAAAGUAAGCUACAAGAGAGUGGCCAGGUCGAAGCCAACUUGGUUGAAAAAACGAAGGCAGUAGACAAAAAUAUAGAUGGUGAAAGGAAGUCAAGUAGCAGUGAGCUUAAUAAUAGCAAUGAGCCAAUUUCUGGGCCUAUGAGCAAAAUCGAAAAUGAAAUCAAGCCGGGGAAUGAGAAUUUAUCUCUGGACGAAGCUCAUGCAUGUGAGGUGGCCACAAAGACAGAGGACCAUGAGAAAGUUGAUUCCGAAGGAAACUCUGAUGCUGCUAUUAAGCUAAAUAUAAAACUUAAGGAGGACGUUGUGAAGCCAGUAGUUGAGGAUUCCAAACUCGAGCACAAGGAUGAGAUCCUUUUAUUAGGCAAAACGUCAGUGGAUGCCAAUACAUCGCUCAAUCCUGAUGCUGUAGUUAAGUUGCUAGCAAAUGAGAUUUCCCUUAACGAUAAGGAGCGUGGGAAACGGCACAUCAGGCGGUUAUAUCGACGUAAGUUCCACCGCCAAAAGCGUUGUAGCUGCGAUCAGGACAGUAACCAGGGAGAAUGUGGGUCCUCGGUGCGGCGACGUCAACGUCGAUCCAUUGAUGAGAGACGUCCAGAAAGUGAAUCAAAAACAAAACGCAUCGCCCGACCACUUGAUGAAUUGGACGAUCAUAAUGGCAAUCGCGUUCCUUUCGGCUCAUUGGGGAACGGGCUUCUGACAAUGCAUGCAGACGAUGUUGUGGCCCGUGAAGUGGAAGAUUCGGGGUAUCCGAAGCGACAGCAGAUAGGCUAUGAUGAUGAUACGGAAGAUGAGCAUGACUGGGAUGGAUUUUCCCGUGGAUACGAUGAGAAUCAUUUUGUAAAUGCUCAGCAUGCUGUCCCCAUGCUAAAUAAUCGAAACAUCAAUGUGAUUCAGCAACAGCAGCAGCAGCAGCAACAACAACUACCCGUGCAACAGCAACCAAUGCAACAACAGCAGCAACAACUACCCGUGCAACAGCAACCAAUGCAACAACUACCCGUGCAACAACAACAGCAACAACAGCAACAACAGCAACAAACACAGCAAGCAGCACCAUCGCAUUUUAAGGCGACCUUUAAUUUGACUAACUUUCUAAACGAGAUCGCAAAGCUGCAGAAGAAUCAUCAGCCUCAGCAGCUGCAACAGGGGCAGCAAGGGCAACAGGGGCAACAAGUGCAACAGCAACAGCCAAAUAACCAGCAGUUAAAUAUGAACCAUAAAGGCAAUCUUAAUGCGAAUAAGGUGCAACUGCCCAACCGCCAGAAUACCAUGUAUGGUUCCCAUCGUUACUUUGAGCCACUCUUCAACAAGGCCCAGCAACAGGGAAAGCAGCAGAAUAAUGGAAAUAACGCCUUUCAGCCCAAUAUGGUAGCCGAUCCUUGCCUCACAACAUCGACAGUUGCCACCGGAGACGUACAGCCGGCGUCGACACCUUCGUCACAAUCAUCCCCACCGCCGCCGUCACAGAUGACUUCCUCACCCUUAUCACCAACUACCAUAAAUCCAGACUGCAUACCUUUAAUAAAUGCCAGCACGACUGCGAAGCCAGCCGGAUCCGCCAGUAGUUUAGCACCGACUGAGCCCCAUAAUGAUAUGUGCAACAAUCCGGACAUGAUGAAGCUCAAUGUUACCGUGAACGCCACUGUCUGUGGAGAUCCAAAGACCAAACAGUUCUUUGGCAAUGGCUCGAUUAGCAUGCAGCCGGGUCUUGAGAACUCUGGCGAUGACGACAGCAGCGACAGUAAGUAUUUAUACGUAACUCCAGAGGAAUUUGCCCAGCUGACUGGUGAGGAGAGAGUGGCACGUGCGACUGAAGGCGCUGCAGAAAGCGAUCCUAAGAAGUCCAAGAAAUCUGAUAAGCGUGAUCGAAAGGCAAGAGGAAAGAAGCCGAAAAAGUCAACACAGAAAGAUUCCAAAAAUAAGGGAAAAAAAGCCAAAAGCAAUGUCAAAGACCAAGAGGCGGUGGAUAAGGAUAAAGAAAUUGCUAAGGAAAAGGAGAAAAGCGCAGCUAAAGAGGACAAGUAUAUGGCCGUCUGCCCUCCCCAUCGAAGUGGCAGCGACGAUACCAUGAAGGAGCCCUGCUCAGACAGCUUUGACAAAUUGAUAGCGGGCAAAAUGUCUGCCCAAAUUGUAGAAGCUGUCUUUGAAAUGGUUAACAAUGAUCCCAGCUUCGAUCGUUUGAUGGGCGUGCUUGAGAAGAAUCGCAAGUGUAUGCGCAAGAAAAGUAAGAAUCUAUAUCAGAUACGUGGCGAUAGCAACGAGCAGCGUAUGCAACAAGCCGAAGAUAUGAUUAAACAAACUAUGCAAGCCAUCAGUGACAUCAUCGACAAGCAGAUGCACCAACGUGCCUGUAUUCCUCUUCGACCCGAUCUCAUGGAGUUUUACGAUCUUAUUGUCAAGACAAUGGAGGAGCAAGAGAAAUGUCGCGAGAAGCGGGAGGACUCAUUGCGUGGUCUGGAUGAGGAUAUCGAUCAGGAUGUGCAGGCACUGGAUCCUAAUAAAAUCGAGCAAAAGUCACGAGUUGUGAAAAAGUUGUUGCGACAGUACGACGACCUUCCUCAAGAGGACCAGAGUGCAGUGGCCGGCGUCCGGGACGAGCUGCUAAUGGAGCUUAUCUAUUUGCGAAAAAUGGCAGAUGCUGUCGAACGAAAUCGUCGCAAUGCUCAGCUGCAGGAGGUGCUGCUAAGGACACGUAACGAUCCAGAAUUUGAGCACAGUCUGUCUGAAGAGUACUCGCCCCGGUUCAUCAAAUUACUCAAGACAGCUGAACUGUUUAGGGAGCAGCAGCAGAAACCUAUGGAUAUGCUCUGAGAUGUUUCUUCUUGCGUUUGUUUAUGUAUAUUUUAUUUAGUGCAAUUGCAAAAUAUCUUUAGUAUCCUAUAAUUGUUAAUCAGUUUUUUACAAGUAUAAA